AUGGCCGCCACCGUUCCGGGUGCGGCAACAUUAGGAAUCACUCACGAAAAGAAGGAAGGCUUCAAGAAGGUUCUGGGCAUGAUGCCCGAGCAGAACGACCAGGAGCUUUACGCCAUAUUCCGUGCCGACUCGUUGAACAGGUUCUACGUUCCGGCAGUCAUGAUGGGCCACGAGGAGCCAGCGCCCCCAUCUUCCCGAACCGUCCACAUCCUCGGUUCUGAUUCAAGAUCCAAAUUCCUCUCUCACUCGCUUUACGGUGUCUACGAUUCAAUACAGACGAUACACUCUGGGACCACCACCACCCAGCUGGACCCCUCAAGCGAGAAGUGGUUGCGCACGCAGGGCAUGCUGUCCAAGUUUGCGGCGGCCACGGACCUGCGGGCGCGCGGGCUGCCGCUCGACAGCUGGCUCGCGCUCAAGAUCCCCUCCCUCAUGUUCUCCUCCGUCGUCGACCCCAUCUGCGUGCUACUCGACUGCCACUACGAGCAGCUCCUGUUCAACCCGACGGCGAACCGCCUCAUCGGCCAGCUGCUGGACGAAAUCGCCAACGUCGUGGAGCGCAUGCCGGAGCUCAGACGGGCGUCGCCCAUGCUGCAGGCGGCGCUUCGCGGGGAGGGCAUGCGGAAGGACACCAUCGGUCGGCUGAGAGGCAAGAAGGGCUCGCCGAGCAAGAUGGUGACGCAGAUUGAACGCGGUCAGCUGACGGACAUUGACUACCUGAAUGGGUACUUCAUCCAGCGGGGCAAGAGGCUUGGCGUCGACAUGCCGGCGAACGAGAUGGUUGUGGGCAUGGUCAAGGCGAAGCAUAAGGCUCAGCUGCAAAAGUUGAGAUCGUACAUCCCGAUGGAGAUGACGUCCAGGUUGUAA
Verticillium alfalfae VaMs.102 is the source of this 867-nucleotide messenger RNA. RefSeq lists its product as hypothetical. Gene Ontology annotation, molecular function: 2-dehydropantoate 2-reductase activity; protein binding; NADP binding. Gene Ontology annotation, cellular component: cytoplasm; mitochondrion. The record is from RefSeq and is a predicted model, not a curated record. The transcript is spliced from 2 exons. The coding region runs from base 1 to 867 and encodes 288 amino acids. NCBI's taxonomy places the organism in Eukaryota, Fungi, Ascomycota, Sordariomycetes, Glomerellales, Plectosphaerellaceae.